Molecule: messenger RNA, 3955 nt
Organism: Triticum dicoccoides
Lineage: Eukaryota; Viridiplantae; Streptophyta; Magnoliopsida; Poales; Poaceae
Exons: 3
Coding region: 1373-3772 (799 amino acids)
Source: RefSeq, a predicted model, not a curated record
CCACACAUCUCUCUCUCUCUCUCCCAUCUCGUUUCAUCCUUUCUCUGCACUGCGUCGCUGCUCUCUCUCUCUCUCUCCCAUUUCGUCUUUCCUUUCUCUGCUCUGCGCAGCUGCUCCAGCCACUCCCCGUCCGCAAGCAGCGUCAUGCCCUGCGACGAAGACGAGAGCAAGGCGGAGUUGCAACCAUGGCGACGGGGGAGUUGCGACGGCAGCGCCCGGUGCUACAACCGUGACGGCAUAAGCUGCAUCCACCUGCCCCCCGCUGCUCCGGCGAGCACCACACCCACCUGCGCCGUGCUGCUCCGGCGAGCGGCCGCAUCCACCUCCCACCGCGUUGCUCCAGCGAGCAGCCGCAUCCACCUCCCACCGCGCUGCUACGGCGAGUGCCUCGCCUCCACCUGCCCCCAUUUUGCUCCGGUGAGCGACGCGCCUCCACCUGUGCUGGAAUGGCGGCUGCACCAUGGACUAGCGGACGAGAUGCUGGAAACAGCCCUGGCGGGAGCUGCAGUCGGCGACAUUUUUUGCUACAUCUGGUUACUAUUUUUGCUGGAAUCAACAACAUUUUUUUUGCUACGAUCCACAUUUAGAGUGCUUUUUGCAACCGCUCCCAAAUUUUGCUACCAUGGUUUUGUUUUUUGCUACAACCGUUGCAUCCCCUGUCUUUUGAUUUUUUUGCUAGAUCCAUCUAUAUGCUGGAACAAUUCCAAGUUUUGCUACCACGGUUCUUUAUUUUUGCUACUGCCGUCUUAGUUUUUGCUAUCAUCCCUGUUUUUGAUUUUUAUUUUUUUUUGCUGGAUCCAUCCUUUUGCUGGAACCACUCUAUUUUUUGCUACCACGGUCUUUGAAUUUUGCUACCACCGUCUUUAUUUUUUGCUACAACCUUAUUUUUGAUUUGUUUUGUUGGAUCCAUCUUUUUGCUGGAAUCACUCCCAAAUUUUGCUACCAUCGUUUUGUUUUUUGUUUCCACUGUCUUUGAUUUGUGCUACUACCCGUCUUUUUGAUUUUUUGCUGGAUCUAUAAUAUUGCUUGAAGGGAUUGAACCAGCUAUUUAUUCUGUGGAAACCAGCUAUUUCGACAGGAGGGUGGGGCAGCACCGGCGAGGGGCGCGCGGGAGGCUACUGUUGACGGCAAGGGCGUGGGGCGCGUGCUGCACGACGACGGCGAGGCAAGCCAGAGGGAAACUUCGAUCUGCCAGUGGGAGGGGCGCGGCCUUGCCCGAUGCGAGCGGGCGGCUUUUCUUUUGUUUCCUGUGGCGAAGGAAGAAAACAUUGCGGGAUCUGAUCAAGCGGCUGUGGAUGCAUGUAUCGGGCGGCUAGGGGCCGACCGGCCGAAAGGUUUCGGCCGGCGCGCCGGCGCUUAGUGGUCGCCUUACAUGAUCUGUUUGGUUGAAGCGGAUUGGUUCCGUCUUUGGAAACCAGCCGGAGCUGGUACGGGCGAUGUAAUCGGAAAUCGCGAACCAAAGACGUCUAGAUGGAGUAAGUUCCUGACGGACACGGACGGACCAGGUCGCCAUAUAAUCAGAUCUAGACGUUUCUUCUUUCUCCCCCCAAAAAGAGAUCGUUAUCCAGAGUGCCAGACGCGCUCCGCAGCAGACAUCGAAGAACCCUACUUCAUGGCCACGACGCAGCAGCAGCCGUGGUUGGUACAAUUCAACGGGACAAGCAAACCCAUCUUCGUCGCGCCGUUCGACGGAUGUCGCCGCUGGGACGAGGCGCCGGACAUGCCGGUGUUGCAAGGAAAACGAUGCCUCGGCCGGGACGGAGACUGGUCGCUCAUGCUCGACAACCGCACCAACGAGUGCUCCCUCGUGAACUUCGCUGAUACGUCGUCGGAACCCAUCGUGAUCGCUCUCCCGCCGUUGCCUGACGAGCCAAAGCUGCAUCUACAGUUCGGCUGCGCGCUCUCGGGGCAAACCCCGCCCGACUGCACCGUCCUGCUCGACUUCGUCGGGGAGACGUUCCUCCUCCACUGCCGCCCCGGUGACCCCGAGUGGUCCCGUCUUCCUGUGGAGCUCGUCGAUGAGAAUGAUUGGUUCGACGGCCCUAUAACCCGUGGCUACCAGGGGAAGAUGUACGCGACGACCAUGUUAUCCUUUGUGGCCGUGGACGCAUCCAACUUGGCGCCGGUGGUCGAGAGGGCGGACAUGACGCCCCCACCCCCGUGCCCAGUCCAUACUGCGUACAAGUGCUACCCGGUGCCGUGUCCCGAUGGCGAGCUCUUCUCGGUGCGCUGCUGCAUCUUUGGGUGCCCGCAGGCCGUGGUGGAUGUGAAGGUUUUUCGAUGGAACGAUGAAGAAAAUGCGUGGGAGACUGUCGAAACCAUCGGGGACAAAACGUUCUUUGUAGGCAGGUUUAAUUUUGUGGUCCCGUCAGCGGCUGAAGCAGGAACCCAACCUAACUGCAUCCAUGUGCUGCGUGAAGUUUGCGGUGAAUUUGGAAUCUACACCGUGUCUCUGGAUGAUGCGACCAUUUGGCUCAGUAUAGUCGAGGGAUGCGACGAUGAUGACGAUGAUGGUGAGGACCAGGUUUUCUGGGCUCUUCCCACUAGCUUUGGUCUGGAAGCAGCACGAACUAUCCAAACUUCUGAUAAUGUCUCCAACGAAGUGACGCAUACAAGAAUUGAACAUUGCUGCGGAGAGCAAGAAAAAGAAGACAUGACGAUGAGCACUGUGAGGCGGUGGUGUGAUCUCCAUACUGACUUGUUGCAGUUACUAGUACCUAAGAUUUCAUUCAUCGAUUUACAACACCUGAAAGCUGUCUGCAAGCAGUGGAACUCCAUUAAGAGCCCGAUCCAGCAUGCAAAAGUGUCGCCAUUGCUGAUGACAACUCGGCCAGCAAGAAGGACCAAGGAGGACCUUAUCGAGAUCUUCGAUCCAGUCGGCGAGAAGAAGUAUAGUAUCAGGGUAAAUAUCCCUACUUCGGGUCUCAAAUCUCAAGGGUCGCAGUUACUGCAUUUCACAAAGAACGGUUGGGUCAUCGUGUCGAGAGGCGGCGACCGCAUGUUCUUCCUAGUGAAUCCGUUUAAGAACUACCCUAAUGGUGGCCAUGUGAUCGCUCUUCCACCUUUGGAUGUCACUGGUCUCAAAGGAUUGUCCUUUUCUUCGGUGCCGGGUUCUCCGGAUUUUGUGGUUCUUGCCGCAGGAUCCACCCCAAGCAGCAAAGUUGUCAUGAUAAAGACAUGGCGAAUGGGAGAUGAAGAGUGGAAGGAAGAAUUCCUAAGCGACGAUGACGCGCCGUUCUUCAUGGCAUCACACAGCCCUGUCUUCCUAGACGGAGUAUUCUAUUUUCUAGACAUCAAUGGAAGGCUUGGAGUCAUAGACCCGAACGAGGACGAGAUGGAGUUUAGCGUCCUGAAAAAGCCGGAUCAACCGAUACGUGGGAGCGCUGACGUGCAUCUUGAGGAAUGGGACUACAACUAUCUGGUGGAGUGGAAGGGGGAGCUAAUCGCCAUUUUCAGGGAGAAUGGUGAUGCAUCAGUCCGAAUGUUCAAGCUAGAAAGGUCUCAGAUGGUUUGGUCGGAGUUGCAAGAGAUGGAGGACGCGGCCGUGUUCUGGGAUAGGAGCAAUGCUCUGAUUGUCGUGUCACCCCCCGAAGAAGAUUUGUGCAACAAGAUGUUCCUACCAAACUAUAAUGAGACCAAUGGCGGUGGCAGGCUGCACACGUUCUACUCAUUUCGGGAGCAAUGCUAUUGCCCUUCCUUCUGUGCCAAGGAGCCCAUGAAUGCCAUAUGGUUCCAGCUAGACUUGGACGUACUUACGGCGACUGAUCAGUAGUGCAUGCUAUUUCCCAUUUGACCGAAGAUCCUAGACAAGUGUUCUUGGAAAUUCCAUUGUAGGUAGCCAAGGAAGAAGCACUGCAUAGGGCCUAAACAUUUUUGUCGUGAAACAACUAAAAAGUAUCUUGGGAUGUUUAAAAUUUGAUUUAAUUCCAUAUAUGCCAUUGGGAUUUUGCUCGUA